Molecule: messenger RNA, 789 nt
Organism: Sinocyclocheilus anshuiensis
Lineage: Eukaryota; Metazoa; Chordata; Actinopteri; Cypriniformes; Cyprinidae
Product: protein diaphanous homolog 2-like
Exons: 6
Coding region: 1-789 (262 amino acids)
Biological process (GO): actin filament polymerization
Cellular component (GO): actin filament
Source: RefSeq, a predicted model, not a curated record
AUGGGUGUAGCUGCUCAAGGCGAGAGGAAGCUACAGUAUUUCUCUCUGCUGCUUGAGCGUGAACAAGUGAAAAAGGACAUGGAAGAAACAGAUGACAGGAUGACACAAUUCAAGAAAAAAGCGAAAGAGCUGCGAAUUCUGGAUGCCAAGACAGCCCAGAAUCUGUCAAUUUUCCUGGGUUCAUUCCGGCUGCCUUAUGAAGAGAUCCGGGAUAUCGUGCUGCAGGUGGAUGAGGAAAGGCUAAGUGAAGCACUAAUCCAGAACCUGAUCAAAAACCUUCCUGAGCAAAAGGAGCUGAGCAAUCUGGCCGAGCUAAAGAAUGAAUACGAGGAGCUUUGUGAAUCAGAGCAGUUUGGAAUUGUGAUGAGCUCAGUCAAGAUGCUGCGUCCCCGACUGAAUGGGAUCCUCUUCAAGCUGACGUUUGAGGAGCAGGUGAACAACAUCCGGCCCGACAUCAUGAACGUGACAUUCGCAUGCGAGGAGGUGAAGAAGAGCGAAGGUUUCAGCAUGAUUCUGGAGCUGGUGCUGCUGGUCGGAAAUUACAUGAACUCUGGCUCCAGAAACGCUCAGACAUUCGGCUUCAAUAUCAGCUUCCUCUGCAAGCUUCGUGACACCAAGUCGACUGACCAGAAUACAACUCUUCUGCACUUUCUGGCCAAGAAAUGUGAAGAAAAGUAUCCUGAGAUCCUGAAGUUCCCUGAUGAGCUUGAGCAUGUUGAAUGUGCCAGCAAGGGUAAGAAGAUGGAUAUGCUUACUUUUACAGGAUUUCUUAAGUGGGGCACAAUAUAA